Molecule: messenger RNA, 1065 nt
Organism: Prunus armeniaca (apricot)
Lineage: Eukaryota; Viridiplantae; Streptophyta; Magnoliopsida; Rosales; Rosaceae
Source: the annotation of a GenBank genome assembly
AUGAGUCUAUAUAUAUAUUUGGGAGAGGAAAUCCCUGCUGAGGUGAUAGCAGAGAGCAUUGCCUUGGCUCGGAAGCAGCAGGAAGAUAUAGGGACAAGGCUAACUAACUCAGAGGUGGCCCUCUUUGAUGAUCCAGAGGCGGAACAUUCUACUGCUGCUCCAGCAGCUGAGGACCAAGCGGAACAAUCCGGAUCAGAGCCUGGGGAGCAGGCAGAACAAGUGGUUCCUGCUCUUGAAACCGUAGUAGAAGUAGCUGCUGCCGUUCCUGGGUUUAUGGUAGAAAUACAAAAAGCUGCUGGGACCUUGGCGGUGAGGACCACCCCUUUGCAGCCUCCGAUUGUUGCUAUGCCUAUUCAUUCCCUUGCAGGUUCAUCUGCCAAGGCCUCUUUUGCUGACCCGGAGCUGGCAGAAUUUGAAGCCAUGGACCUAGAUGCCCAGCUAGACAAGUUGGAAAAGCUCAACUCCCCUGUAGGCAAGAUAAGGUCCAGGGCAGUGGAAGAAGCAAUGGAGAGACUGAAGAUCUGGCAGUCCACUGAACUGGAGCUGGAUGAGGGCAGGGAGGCCUUUGACCAGCUGAUGAAGGAUCUGGAUCUGCUGCACAGACAGAACAUGGCCCCAAAACCUAUACUCGAGAUGAGCCUUGUCUUGGCGAGGGAUGUGCUCAACCUUCACGACCGUUAUGAAGAUCUGAGGCCCACCUUUAAAACCUCUGAGUUCUGCAAGGCCACUCAUGAAGCCAACUUGGUUGAUUUUGCAAAGCAGAAAGCAGAACUGGACCAGAUGGUUGUGGGGUAUAAAGAAGCCAAAGCUACUGCGGAUAAAUUGGAGAAACAGAUUGCGGAGCUUCAAAAACAGCUGGCAGAGCGCCGGGAAGUGCAGCACAGGCUCGGGGCUGGAUUGAGCUCCAAGACCAAGGCCACUUUCCUUGUGCAGAACAUGGUUGCAGCUUCUAGGCCAGCCCUGGAGAUUGCAGAGGCUUCAAUUCAUCAGGGUGUGCUGCUUCAAAAGGAACUUUCUAUCAAGAAGACCAAUCUGCAAGAGACUCUCAGAAAAUUAGGAUUUUGA